Messenger RNA from Sapajus apella (tufted capuchin), 2308 nucleotides. RefSeq names its product solute carrier family 2 member 5 (gene SLC2A5). Gene Ontology annotation, cellular component: membrane. The transcript is spliced from 11 exons. Gene Ontology annotation, molecular function: fructose transmembrane transporter activity. The record is from RefSeq and is a predicted model, not a curated record. Gene Ontology annotation, biological process: fructose transmembrane transport. Bases 307 to 1713 code for a protein of 468 amino acids. NCBI's taxonomy places the organism in Eukaryota, Metazoa, Chordata, Mammalia, Primates, Cebidae.
CCUGACUGGUGGAGAAUUUAGCAAUGGGGAAAUACCGCAGACUGUCCCAACAGGACAAUGCUGGGCCUGCAGUCCCCAGAGGCACCCACUUGCUUACCCAAUCCCCAGACAUUUCAUUUAAAAGCAGAACUGAAAGGAAGACCAGGUUCCUGAAAGGGUUAUUUUGACUUAGUCUGGCUGUAAAAAUGCUAUUGGCUGUUAUUUGGCAUGGCCAAAGUGCACCCAGAAUGUCUUCUCUCUCCAUUUAGUGCACGGAUUACUUUGGCUAAAAGGAGGUAAGCAGCCCUCUGCCCUUCCAGAGCAAGCAUGGAGCAACAGGAUCAGAGCAUGAAGGAAGGGUACAUGCGACAAUUUUACAAUGAGACCUACCAGGACAGGACUGGUGAAAUCAUGGAAGACUUCCCCUUGACGUUGCUCUGGUCUUUAACUGUGUCCAUGUUUCCCUUUGGAGGCUUCAUCGGAUCCCUCCUGGUCGGGCCCUUGGUGAAUAAAUUUGGCAGAAAAGGGGCCUUGCUGUUCAACAACAUAUUUUCUAUUGUGCCUGCGAUCUUAAUGGGAUGCAGCAAAGUCGCCAAGUCCUUUGAGCUUAUCAUUAUUUCCAGACUUUUGGUGGGAAUAUGUGCAGGUUUAUCUUCCAACGUGGUCCCCAUGUACUUAGGGGAGCUGGCCCCUAAAAACCUGAGGGGGGCGCUUGGGGUGGUGCCCCAGCUCUUCAUCACUGUCGGCAUCCUCGUGGCCCAGAUCUUCGGUCUUCGGAAUCUCCUUGCAAAUGAAGAUGGCUGGCCGAUCCUGCUGGGGCUCACUGGGGUCCCCGCGGCGCUGCAGCUCGCUCUGCUGCCCUUCUUCCCCGAGAGCCCCAGAUACCUGCUGAUUCAGAAGAAAGACGAAGCGGCCGCCAAGAAAGCCCUGAAGACACUGCGCGGCUGGGACUCCGUAGACGCGGAGGUGGCCGAGAUCCGGCAGGAGGACGAGGCGGAGAAGGCCGCCGGCUUUAUCUCCGUGCUGAAGCUGUUCCGGAUGCGCUCGCUGCGCUGGCAGCUGCUAUCCAUCAUCGUCCUCAUGGGCGGCCAGCAGCUGUCGGGCGUCAAUGCUAUAUACUAUUACGCGGACCAGAUCUACCUGAGCGCCGGCGUGAAGGAGGAGCACGUGCAGUAUGUGACGGCUGGCACCGGGGCUGUGAACGUGGUCAUGACCUUCUGCGCUGUGUUCGUGGUGGAGCUGCUGGGUCGGAGGCUGCUGCUGCUGCUGGGCUUCUCCAUCUGCCUCACAGCCUGCUGUGUGCUCACCGCGGCUCUGGCCCUGCAGGACACGGUAUCCUGGAUGCCAUAUAUCAGCAUCGUCUGUGUCAUCUCCUACGUCGUAGGACAUGCCCUUGGGCCCAGUCCCAUCCCCGCGCUGCUCAUCACUGAGAUCUUCUUGCAGUCCUCUCGGCCAUCCGCCUUCAUGGUGGGGGGCAGUGUGCACUGGCUCUCCAACUUCACCGUGGGUUUGAUCUUCCCGUUCAUCCAGGAGGGCCUCGGCCCGUACAGCUUCAUUGUCUUCGCUGUGAUCUGUCUCCUCACCACCAUCUACAUCUUCCUGAUUGUCCCCGAGACCAAGGCCAAGACGUUCAUGGAGAUCAAUCAGAUUUUCACCAAAAUGAAUAAGGUGUCUGAAGUGUACCCAGAAAAGGAGGAACUGAAAGAGCUUCCACCUAUCACUUCAGAACAGUGACUCUGGAGAGGAAGCCAGUGGAGCGGGUCUGCCAGGGGCUUCCUCCUUUGGCCUGUUUUUCUGACUUCUAGCUGUCUGUAAAUAUCCAGAAAUAAAACGAGUCUGACGUGGAAUGCAGCCCUCAUCUCCAGCCUCCCCACCCCAGUGGGAACUGUGCAAAGGGCUUCCUUGCUGUUCUUGAAGCCGGGCUGUCUCUCUCCAGAUUGGCCCCUCACCAGCCCCGAGUCAAGUGAACAGCUGGUCUUCCACCUUGCUGGGUCAGCCUUUGUGUGGCUCCUGGUAACGUAACAAAAACAGUUACUAUAGUGGCAAAAUGGAAGGAACCAAAUUUUGCCAGAUAAACUGACUCUGUGGCCCCGACAGAUCUUCUGGGGCCCUGAGCAUUUGUUUAGAGCCAAAUUCAUCCUCUUAUCAGAUCCUCUUCCAGAAAUACCUAUCUAGGAAGGUGUGAUGUCAGAAACAACGACAUCCAGAAAGCUCAGGAACAGGUGCCUGUGGAAACACUGAGUCAGAAUUCUUAAUCCUAAAUUAUAUUAUUAGUGGAAAAUGGAAUUGCUUCUGUAUAGUCAAUAAAAUGAAUCUGAUCACUUUUCAA